AAAAAAAAAAAAAAGUUGUGCCACUUAUUACGUUUCACAAAGGCUGCCUAUAUAACGGCACCUGCGCAGGAGGCUGGAACUAGUUUGUGGAGGUGCAGCCUGUUAGAAUAGUUGGACGUUGCGGAAGGACGUGUAAAUUCUCCCUUUGGCCUGGUUCUCUUCAGCCUCCUGGUUUUUCGCGUCUGUUCCGGACGAGGGGGCGGUGGGGUGGCGACACGUCAUAUCAGCCGCCGCGCUCUGAUUGGCUGCCGAUUCUCACCCGACACAGCUGUGAUUGUUUUCUGCAGAGGAAGCUCUUGCCCCUGGUAUGAUCUCCGUGCUGUGGAAUGGAGCAGCAGCACCGUGUUUGUGUUUCUUCGCCUUUCAGUGUAUGUCUGCUGACGAUGAUGUGAACAAACAACGUGAUUGCAGUCCUUAUUGUAACAAGCAGGAAAACAAGAAAGCCACCCCGGUUUGAUCAUUGGCGGAGGCGCGAAUGAACAGGAGUGGAGGUUUCUGUUCGGACCAGGUACUGAAGACGUCUGGUGAUCAAGCCCAAAAGUGCCAAAUGCCCAGACUAGAGGACCACUGCUGGAGCUGCUCCUGUGCAUCAAAGGUUGAAACUAAGCAUUCAUCUGUAGCGAACUGGUUAGCAUCCAAAGCUGAAGAAAUGAUGUCCAUCAUCACCUCGGUGCUCAGCAAUGCCUACGGCUCUCUGCACGACGUCCGGACGGCCAACCUGAUCCGCCGGGGUCUCGUCCUCUUCACCGUCGGAGCUUUCCUCGCCCUGGUGCUCAACUUGCUGCAGAUACAAAGAAAUGUUACGCUGUUUCCCGAGGAGGUGAUGACAACUUUGUUUUCCUCUGCCUGGUGGAUCCCUCCAUGCUGCGGCACAGGAGCCGCUGUUGUUGGCCUGCUGUAUCCCUGCCUCGACAGCCAUUUGGGAGAGCCGCAUAAGUUCAAGAGGGAGUGGGCCAGCGUCAUGAGGUGCAUCGCGGUGUUUGUCGGCAUCAAUCACGCCAGUGUCAAACUAGACUUCGACAACAACGUGCAGCUGUCCCUAACUCUGGCAGCCUUGUCUUUGGGCCUGUGGUGGACGUUUGAUCGGUCCAGGAGCGGCUUUGGUCUGGGCAUCACCACUGCCUUCCUAGCUACUGCGUUCACACAGCUGCUGGUCUACAAUGGAGUUUACCAGUAUACAUCUCCAGACUUCUUGUAUGUACGCUCCUGGCUUCCAUGCAUAUUCUUCUCAGGUGGUGUUACGGUGGGGAACAUUGGACGGCAACUUGCUAUGGGUGGCGUUGAGAAACCCCACAUGGACUGAACGCCAGAAACACACAAAACCAGACAAAGGACGGCUAAUGUAAAAAUGGACAAGUUGUGUGAAGAAUGAGAAGAGUAACAAGAGGAAAAAAGACUCAAAAAAAGAUUGUUUUGACCUCAUCUUUUGUUCUCAUAACAAGGUGCGAGUCAGAAAAGCCCCUCAUCUAACGUGCCAUGUCCUCUGCACCUCCUUGUGGACAGACAACCUCUCCUUCCCGCCUCUGUCGUAUUCCGAUAGCAUUAAGGUGUCCUUCACAGUAGACAGGAGGAGAGUGAUUCCUUUUGUUUGUUUUAUUUUGUUGUGAAGUGCACAGGUUUUAUUUUAUGCUGGAAGUGCGUGUCUUUCUGCAGUUUAUGGAGUGGAAGUGUGUGUGCGCUUUAGCGUGGCUUUGUCUUUAGCACAGAGUGUAUGAGGGGGUGUGAUGUCUUUUUUUUUUUUUUUUCUUGUGUGUUUUUUCUGAAUUUAUUAUGAUCAUAAAAGGGAAAUGUUUGUAUGAACGGGCAAAAAAAAAUGUCUUCACUCUCACAUAGAAAUGUAUUCAGCGGCCUCAGUGGCAUCACCGAGGCAGGUGGGGGAGAUGUGUGUUCCCAGGUAAACCAAAUUAAGUAUUUAUUUUAUACCUUUUGAAUGACCCAAAACCAAAUGUACUGUAUGUUUGAUAACGAAUGACGCUUCCACUUUUGAAUGGAAUAGUUGAGUUGAGAUGAGAUGAUUGAUACCAUUCUCACACCUGUACAGUAAAUAUGUAGCUGAAGCCUGCAGCUGGUUAGCUUAGCUUAGCACAAAGACUGGAAAUAGCCUGACUUCUGUAGGAAACAAAAGCCACCUACCAGCAUUUUAAAGUUCACUAAUUAACACGUUCAUCUUGUUUAACUCAGAAUUAAAAAGUAAAGCUAACCUUUGCUGGCAUAUGGACACAAGUGGUAUCAGUCCUCUCAUUUAAGCUGAACUAUUCCUUUAAAGUGACUGAAGCAUAGAGAUUAGGAGUGCCAACUACCAAUUUGUGCUGGCUGAUAUUCAUUUAUAUGAUGAUGUGAGGUACACCUCCAGUGUUCAGAGAGUUGUGGGAAUUAGUGGAAGUUCUCAUGAGUCGUAUCUUACUCACAGAUUUCUGCCAACACAAUGUCAUGAUGUACCUGUUGGAAAAUUACUCCAAGACCCUUCAGUGUGUUGUUUUGUCUGUUUCAGACAAGCAAACAAGAGUGUUCAGUAAGGGUGAGGACGAAGUAUGUCAGAGCGAUAGUGUAGAUUAAAAGGCAAGUGCAGACAUACUGUGUUUUGACAGAAUGUACUGAGAGUGUAGUACAACAGCUCGCCAUCAUUUGAAAUUUCCAGGGGAUGAUGCCCCCCCCUUUGUGACCAGGUGUUAAAUGUCUUGUGAAGCCGACCUGUGACUCCCAUCGAGAAAAACAUUUUAAUUGUGCAAUGGUACACAUUUUCCCACUUCAGUUCGUGUUUUAAAACUUCAGCUCUAAUCUUUGGGACUUACACUGGGUUGAAGGGGAGGGCAGGACAUUUUUCCUUAAGAUUUGCAAUCUGUGAUUGCCUGUGUAUUAUAGAAUGUAGUGCUUUUGUCACUAUAACAGUUUAGUUUUAUCAUUUGUACAAAUAUGACAUUAUUGCUUGUAUGUGUAAUGGCUUGCCGAUGUAAUCAGACAGGUGUUAUUACCAUUUUAGACCUACAGUAUGUUAGUGUUUGGGGGUCUAUAGGAUUAAGUGCAAUCAGAGUAUACAUGAGCCGAUUAUUCUUCCUUAUUUAUUAUUAUUUCUGACAAUGGCUAAAAAAAAAAGGUAACUUGUUGUAAGUAUAUGCAGCGUGGAUACUACAAAAAAAGCAAUAACAUGUUUUGUUUUUUGUGAAGAAGAUUUUUUUUUGGUCAGAGAUUACAUGCCUUUUAGAGUCAAUACCAAUGACUCUCACCGGAGAGACAACAUAAGAAAAUAUAUUGUGUCAAACUGU
This is a messenger RNA of Scatophagus argus, 3263 nucleotides long. It is a transcript of the gene insig1, whose product is annotated as insulin induced gene 1. Gene Ontology annotation, cellular component: SREBP-SCAP-Insig complex; endoplasmic reticulum. Gene Ontology annotation, biological process: cholesterol biosynthetic process; SREBP signaling pathway; SREBP-SCAP complex retention in endoplasmic reticulum. The transcript is spliced from 7 exons. The record is from RefSeq and is a predicted model, not a curated record. The coding region runs from base 476 to 1303 and encodes 275 amino acids. NCBI's taxonomy places the organism in Eukaryota, Metazoa, Chordata, Actinopteri, Scatophagidae.